AUGACAUCAAUAUUUACUACUGAAACAAUUUAUGAAAAAUCUCAAAGCUCGGAAACUAAUACCGAUUUUCAACAUAUAGCUUCAUUACCUGUGACUUACAAACUUCGUGCAACAGUUAAUUGGGUAAAAAAACCGUAUCAUAAACGAAAUUUCUGGGAGCGUCUUGCUACACUUGAUCUUGCCAAUGAGAAAUGUUAUGUUGUACAACCACGAAAUCCAAAUCCACCACCGAAUCUUAGUGUUUGGCGUGAACGUAUAUGGUUAACAAUUAUGAUUGUACCAGCAUUAAUAAUUCAAGCACUUUGGUAUUAUAUUAUACCUGAAAAUAAUUUCUUUCAUACUUGGCAUCCAAUGGUAGCAUUUAUUUUUUAUCAUUUGGCAUUAAUUGUUUUUAUUAUUAAUCUAAUUAGACGUCUUACGUAUUAUAUGAAUUUAUAUGGUACAUUUGAUGAACAUAAUAGACCACGUGAUUAUGUUCCUGAUAAAGAUGUACGUCGAUUAAUUUUAAGUGUUCUUGCUUAUGCAGUACUACGUACUGCUGGUAGUUUAAUUCUUGGUGGAUAUAAUCGUUAUAAUCCGCCAUCACUGGGACAUACUAUAUCUUGGAAUUUUCCAAUUAAGAUUGGUCUUUGGUUUAUAGCAUUAGAUUUUUUCUUUUAUUCUUAUCAUCGUGCAGUUCAUACAUUUCCUUUUCUUUGGAAAUAUCAUAGUAAACAUCAUGCGACAAAACAUCCGACACCAAUUCAAGCAAUUCUUGCUGAUGAUAUACAAGAAAUUAUUGAGAUUGUUUUCAUUCCAUUAGGUGCAUCAUUAGUUAUGCCAUUGUCAGCGCAUGAACUUUGGAUAGCUCAAUGUAUUCUUAUGUAUGUUGAAGGAAUGGGUCAUAGUGGUGCACGUGCUUAUUGGACUCAUCCACUUCUCGGUGAAAUACUUCGACCAUUUAAAAUGGAACUUACUAUUGAAGAUCAUGAUUUACAUCAUCGAUACGGAAAGAGUGGUAAAAAUUAUGGUAAACAAACAAGAAUUUUCGAUCGAAUUUUCAAUACGAUUAGUGAACGUAUUGAAGGCAUAGAAAAAUAG
Messenger RNA from Rotaria sp. Silwood1, 1080 nucleotides. The record is from the annotation of a GenBank genome assembly. NCBI's taxonomy places the organism in Eukaryota, Metazoa, Rotifera, Eurotatoria, Philodinida, Philodinidae.